CGCCCCGCCCCGGCCGCGCUCCACGCCGGGACCGGAAGCGGCGGCCGCGUGGCGGAGGCAACAUGGCGGCCCCCGGGAGGCGGAAGCUGGCAGAGCUGAGUGUGGACGAGUUCCUCACUGCUGGCUCGGACUCGGAGCAUGACGGCGGCUGGGAGGAGGAGGAGGAGAAGGAGGAAGGCAGCCGGGCCCUUAACGGCGCCGCGAGGCAGAGGAGGCCGAGCGGGAAGGCGGCCCGGGGGCCACAGGCACGGCCGGGCAGCAGGAAGAAGGGAAAGGUGUCUGAGCACAAGGAUCAGCUCUCCAGGCUGAAGGACAGAGACCCCGAGUUUUACAAGUUUCUGGAGCAGAACGACCGCAAGCUGCUGGACUUUGAUGCCUCAGACAGCUCAGAGGAGGAGGAGGCUCUGCACAGACCCCCUGAUACCCUCGAGGAAGCCAGUGAUGAGGAUGAAGAUGAUGACGAUGAAGAACAAGGAAAAGUUAAGAGGAAGAAAGUUUCCUUCAUCCCUGUGAGCUUGAAGAUGGUGGAGGAGUGGAAGAAAGCUGCCCAGAGGAAUCUCACCCCAAAACUCUUCCAUGAGAUCACCCAAGCCUACAAGGCAGCUGUGGCCACCACCAGAGGUGACAGUGGGGGUGACCCCAGCAAGUUCCAGGUGACUGACACUGCAGUGUUCAACGCCCUGGUGUCCUUCUGUAUCCGGGACCUGUUCCAGCACCUGCACAAGCUGCUGCUCCCCAAAGCCCCCAAGAACAAGCUCAAAAUGGUUCUCCCUUCCACCAGCCCCCUCUGGGGAAAGCUACGACUGGACAUCAAAGUUUAUCUUGGCUGUACCAUACAACUGCUGGCGUGCCUGACAGAGGCCUCAGUGGGAGCAGCAGUCCUGCAGCACGUGAACUGCACAGUGCCCUAUUACCUGUCCUUCCCAAAGCAGUGCCGGGCCCUGCUCAAGCAAACCAUCACUCUGUGGAGCACAGGGGAGGAGACAGUCAGGGUCCUGGCCUUCCUGGUGCUGAACAAGAUCUGCAGGUACAAGAAGGAGCUUUACCUCAGCCCCCUGAUCAAGCAAAUGUACAUUGCCUUUGUGAAGAACUCCAGGUUCACCUCUCCCAACGUGCUGCCCAUGAUCAACUUCAUGCAGCGCACGCUGACGGAGGUGCUGGCCCUGGACAGCCCCAGCUCCUACCAGCACAGCUUCAUCUACAUCCGCCAGCUGGCCAUCCACCUGCGCAGCGCCAUGACCCUCAGGAAGAAGGAGAACUUCCAGUCAGUCUAUAACUGGCAGUACAUCCACUGCCUGUACUUCUGGUGUCGAGUUCUCAGCACCAUCCACCCCAGUGAGGUCAUGGAGCCCCUCAUCUACCCCCUGACACAGGUCAUUAUUGGCUGCAUCAAGCUGGUGCCAACGUCUCGGUUCUACCCCCUGCGCAUGCACUGCAUCCGUGCCCUCACCCUGCUGUCCCAGAGCACCAGGACCUUCAUCCCCGUGCUGCCCUUCAUCCUGGAGGUUUUCCAACAAGUGGAUUUCAACAAGAAGCCAGGACGGAUGAGUUCCAAGCCCAUCAACUUCGCUGUGAUCCUGAAGCUCUCCAAUGCCAACCUGCAGGAAAAGGCCUUCAGGGAUGGGCUCAUUGACCAGCUCUAUGACCUGCUGCUGGAAUAUCUCCAUGGCCAAGCCCACAGCAUUGGCUUUCCAGAGCUGGUUCUCCCCACUGUCAUCCAGCUGAAAUCCUUCCUGAAGGAGUGCAAGGUGGCCAACUACUGCAGGCCCAUGCGGCAGCUGCUGGAGAAGCUGCAGGAGAACUCGGCCCACAUCUGCAGCAGGAGGCAGCGAGCGGCCUUCGGUGUGGCCAGCACUGCAGCCGUGGAGCAGUGGGAGAAGCAGGUGAAGGAGGAGGGCACGCCCCUGAGCAAGUACUACACGCAGUGGAAGAAGCUGAGGGAGAAGGAGAUCCAGCUGGAAAUCAGUGGCAAGGAGAGGCUUGAAGACUUGAACUUCCCAGAAAUCAAACGCAGGAAGCAGGAUGAGAGGAAGGAGGAGGAUAAGAAGGAAUUCAAGGAUCUCUUCGAGCUGGACAGUGAUUCUGAGGAGGAGAGGGGUGGAUUCUCUGUGAAAGGCCCGAAACCCUCAGGGAGAGGCAGAGCCUCGGACGACAGCGCAGAGGAGAGCAGCGAGUUCGGGGAGGAGGAGGAGGAUGGAGAAGGGAGGUACGAGGUGGAGGAGGACGAGGAAGAACUGGAAGAGGACAGCGACUCAGAGGCCGAGGAAGCAGCCCAGGAUUCCCGGGAGAGCUGGAGCUGCCCCCGGGGCCUGUCUCGCUCCGACCUGGAGCAGCUGGCGCAGGGCGGCGACGACGUGGUGCAGGACCUGCAGGUUUCUGACGAGGACUGAGCCCUGCAGCCCCUCUGCAGCACCUGGAGCUGCUCAGCCAGGACACACAGGUGGGACCAGGAGCCACCCAGGACCUGCUCACUGGCACAGCUUGGACUCCUCCAGCUUUUUCUGCCCCUUCUGGUUUUGGUACCAAUAAACCCCCAGGCCAGGUCAAUAGCCCAGGGUUCACCCCCAGCUCCUGCUGAGUGAGCAGAGCAAGGGCAGGCCGAGGGUUCUGUCCAGAUUUGGCUCUGGGGCCUCACCAGACCCUCCCUGGUGCCCUGCAGGACUGCAGAGGCUCUGCCAGGGCGGUGCAGCUUCCCCGGCAGCCUUGAGCAGUUCAACCUGCUCCACGUGUGCUGCAGAAGGAAACUUUAAAUUAAAGUUUCUUGGGUUGGGCACGUGCAGGCAUGAAUGAAUAAAGAAAGGCAAAAUUGGUAAUGCAGGAAGCACUGCCCAGGUGAGAACUGCACCUCCUUAACUGUAAAGAAAAGUUUUCACUUACCUGCUCUUCCCAAAGAGAGAGGAAUUCCCUUUUUCUCCUGGCUCUACCUUAGCUGGGCAAGGUGCUGGCUGCCUUCUGCCAGCUGGGAACCAACCCUGGGCUGUAUUCCAGGCACAAAAGGAAGGCCAGAGACUGCUUGGGUCAAGCCAGGUACCAUUUGUAAAUUAAGUGUUUUUCUUUUUUAUUUAAAUUGAUUGCUGGAAAGCAUUUGUAUCGUGAUGUGAUGGUUAAUGAAUUUUUUUCCCUUUUUUUUUUUUUUACAAUAUAAAGAAGCUAAAGUACCACCAAAGCUAUUCUGUAAGAAAAACGGCAGCACGUGCAACGUUUAAACAAAAAAACAAACCCAAAAAUAAAAAGGGGUUGGGGAGGGGGGAGAAGAGACAAAAGUACCACAUGUGAUUGUUGCUCACAACUGUACAAGUCACAGGAGGGGUCACCCCAGGAGUUCCCAGCUCAUUCACAGUAGUAAAACUCUGCCCGUGGUUCCAGCAGAACAUCACCUCUGGAGCACGGCUCAAAAUCCCCCCGGGCCCCUCCUGCCCCCAGCAAACCAAACAUCCGGGGCAAAUCCAGCGGGGCAGGGCCGGGUCCCCUCUGUGCCCGCUGCUGUGCCCGCCCCGUGCCAGGCCAGGGUGGCUCUGUACCAUCCGCACCAGUAAACAUGGACGGGAACUUG
Lonchura striata (white-rumped munia) is the source of this 3553-nucleotide messenger RNA. It is a transcript of the gene NOC2L, whose product is annotated as NOC2 like nucleolar associated transcriptional repressor. Gene Ontology annotation, biological process: negative regulation of transcription by RNA polymerase II; ribosomal large subunit biogenesis. Gene Ontology annotation, molecular function: transcription corepressor activity; histone binding. NCBI's taxonomy places the organism in Eukaryota, Metazoa, Chordata, Aves, Passeriformes, Estrildidae. The record is from RefSeq and is a predicted model, not a curated record. Gene Ontology annotation, cellular component: Noc2p-Noc3p complex; nucleolus; nucleoplasm.